Brassica napus (rape) is the source of this 2511-nucleotide messenger RNA. RefSeq lists its product as uncharacterized. The record is from RefSeq and is a predicted model, not a curated record. NCBI's taxonomy places the organism in Eukaryota, Viridiplantae, Streptophyta, Magnoliopsida, Brassicales, Brassicaceae. The transcript is spliced from 2 exons. The coding region runs from base 1606 to 2511 and encodes 301 amino acids.
GACACUCCAAGGUCGCUCGCGAUUUCGUCGCCGGAUAAAGAAAAAUGGACUCAGAGCGAGGUCUCGGAGCGAGGUAGAAAGGUCGCUCCAGCUGGGAGCGACGUUAUGGGAGCGACACCUCGGAGUCGCUCGCAGUUUCGACGAAACGGAGCUCAAAAACUGACCCGGAGCGACACCCUAAAGCGACACCUUGACGUCGCUCCAGCUCAGAGCGAGGUUUCUAGAGCGAUACUCGAAGGUCGCUCGCGGUAUAGUCAAAACACGACACGAGGAAACGACUCGGGAGCGACAUGUCCCAGCGACACCCUCACGUCGCUCCCGAACCGGUCCAGGUAAGUUUCCUAACUCUAAACCCCGGUUUAAUUCAAGUAAACCGACACUAACCACCCUAGACCGAACCGGACGACCCUAAACCUACCCCAACCCCCGCGACUCCAUCUCUAUCACUCUCCCCUCCUCUCAAAAACUCACAAACUCUCUCAAACUCACCCACACCAAAAUUCCCAAAACCUUCUCAAUUCUCACCCAAAUCAACUAGUUCUUGUUUCUAAAUCCAAGCUUUCGCCCCUGUAGUCUAUUCUUCACUACCCAUUCACCAUUUCCUUUCAUCCAGAGCAAGGUGAAAAUGGUUAAGAAGACAAAGGGAAGGUUGGAAGCUGAGAGGCAAGAAGCCGAAAGUCAAGAGUUUGCACUAAGAGGAAAAGCUUUAACCAGCGAGCCAACUGGCUCAGGGACGCAGAGGACUGUGCGACAGCAGACGUUGGCUGCAAAGAAAUUGAAAGAACACGAGAAGAGGGCAGGAAAAAGCGUACCAGUUCCCACCCAUGAGGAAGGUGAAACUGAGAGUGAAGAUGAGCCGGCACCUACGAAGAAAGCCAAAAUGUCAAAGGGCAAAGGGGUUGCUGUUGAUCGAGACAGAACGAAAACUCCAUCUGUGGAGGAGCUAUAUGAUCAUUUGAAGAAUGGAGUCACUUGGGCUCCAACCAGGUUUGCCGACCUCGAUUUGCUGAAGGAGUUGGUCUAGAGUCUGAUUUUGAGACGAUGCUGGGACAUUUGAAGAUGCCAAAACUCCUCACCAUGGCUUAUCCUUUCUACAAGGAUGUCACUUGUCAGUUCCUAUCCUCUCUUGUGGUCACUUACCAUGACACGGCGCAUGUGAGACAAGGAUGGGGAAAAAUCAGGUUCAAGGUCAAUGGAAGAGAAUUCAACAUGAACUUCAAGGACAUUGGGAGGGUCAUGGGGUUCCAACACCUAGAAGACCACUCACUUCCCAAGUGUGAGAACCUCCCCACAGAGCUCUGGAAGUUGAUCACUGGAAACAAGAACUCUACCGGGGCGGACAAGAACUCACACAUCCGACACCCGUCUGUACGCUACCUCCACAGAUUGCUAGUCCAUGCUUUUUACCCACGGAAGCAAGCUGGUACGGUUACUGAGGAAGACAUGCGACUGCUCUGUCCGGCUAUCCGUCCCUAUGCUCAACCUGGAGUGUUACCCCUUCCCAACACUGACAUCUAUGCUACCUUUGGGAUUGUCAGUUUCUUUGUGGGCCGUCUCGAGCACUAAAGAGACUGGGCGUGGUACACCACUGAUUCGCGCCCAAAGAUGGGGAUAGGCGGAAUGAUCACACCACUGCUCCAAUUUCUGAAUGUUCCCUUGGGAAAGGAUGCAGCGGGGCCUAGGUUCAUUGAUGGCACCUACUUGAGGAUUGCCACCUAUUUCAGUGGGAUGUAUGGGAAGGACUACGUCUACCACUACUACUUGCAGGGCAAGCCAGUCGAGGUGGUUCUUCCAAACCGGAACCUGACGAGUUUAGAGAUACCUGGAGCUGUCAGCUUCAACAUUCCCCAGGAGUACUUUCUCGGAGAACACGGGCCUCUCGAUCCAAUUCAAGCAGCUCCAUCAAGGAAAAGGAGUGUCCCUACGCAACCUGACUCGCCUGUUGCAGACACAUCUGAGCAUAUCUAUGGACCUCCGCGCUACUACUUCAAGCCCCAUGACGGAGUCCUUCCACCUGGAGCUCUCCGUGAUGCUCAUGACCACAUUGGUCGUCUCCAGAGGUGGAACAAAGCUCAGGACAGAACGAUAGAAAAGCUGAAGGAUAAGUGCAAGGCGCUCAGCAAGACUGUGAAGAAGCAGGCAAAGACUUCAGCCAAGUUCAUGAAGAAAGUAGCUGAUGUCUUAACUAGGGGAGGAAUAGCUGGAUGUAGCUCAGCCGAUUUCGCUUUCGUGAACACCUCAAACCGCCAGCCUCAACCACCGCCUGAUGCUCUUGGCUUCCCCCUCACUGCUGCGCAGCUUCAGCGUAAGUGGAGGAACCCACCCACUCAACCUUCCACUUCAGGCAACAAAUCCCCAUCCCUCGCUUCUUCAGACAGUGAGGACGAGAUUGACGAGGUUGAGAGCCAACCAUGGUAUGGAGGCUCCGGUUCAGCAUCCGGUGGUUACUACACCACCUUCCCUCCUGACGACGACGAUGCUGGGGCAUCUGCCCCCACAUACUAUCCAUAA